CUGGGCUCCGCAGGAGGAGGCACAGGCCCCUUUGUGAGCAGCAGACCGGCCUGGGGGCUGGCAGCAGGACACCCGCGUCUGCAUGCUGAAGAAGAUGGGUGAGGCCGUGGCCAGAGUAGCGAGGAAGGUCAACGAGACGGUGGAGAACGGCUCUGACACCCUGGACCUGGCCGAGUGCAAGCUGGUUUCCUUCCCCAUUGGCAUCUACAAGGUCCUGCGGAACGUCUCCGACCAGAUCCACCUCAUCACGCUGGCUAACAACGAGCUCAAGUCUCUCACCAGCAAGUUCAUGACGACAUUCAGUCAGCUCCGAGAGCUCCACCUGGAAGGGAAUUUCCUGCACCGCCUCCCCAGUGAGGUCAGUGCCCUGCAGCACCUCAAGGCCAUUGACCUGUCCCGGAACCAGUUCCAAGACUUUCCGGAGCAGCUUACCACUCUGCCGGCGCUGGAGACCAUCAACCUGGAGGAGAACGAGAUCGUGGAUGUGCCCGUGGAGAAGCUGGCCGCCAUGCCAGCCUUGCGCUGCAUCGACCUCCGCUUCAACCCACUCAACGCAGAGGUCCGUGUCAUUGCCCCGCCACUCAUCAAGUUUGACAUGCUCAUGUCUCCGGAGGGCGCCGGAGCCCCUCCACCGUAG
Propithecus coquereli (Coquerel's sifaka) is the source of this 637-nucleotide messenger RNA. RefSeq names its product leucine rich repeat containing 20 (gene LRRC20). The record is from RefSeq and is a predicted model, not a curated record. The coding region runs from base 83 to 637 and encodes 184 amino acids. Gene Ontology annotation, molecular function: protein binding. Lineage: Eukaryota; Metazoa; Chordata; Mammalia; Primates; Indriidae. The transcript has 5 exons.